Molecule: messenger RNA, 4152 nt
Organism: Neopsephotus bourkii (Bourke's parrot)
Lineage: Eukaryota; Metazoa; Chordata; Aves; Psittaciformes; Psittacidae
Product: lymphocyte antigen 6E-like
Exons: 3
Coding region: 3343-3672 (109 amino acids)
Molecular function (GO): acetylcholine receptor inhibitor activity
Source: RefSeq, a predicted model, not a curated record
UGCUGUGGUUCCAUAUGUAGUCACUUGUUCUGUAAGAAGAGCUCAGUAUGAGGCUCUCAGAAGAUGAGCAGAGCCUUGUCUUACUCCUGUUCAUUGACUUCUGAUCUCUGUUCUACAUCCAGGAAGACUCAAUGGCCAUAACACUGCAGAGGGCAACCAAACAGAGCUGUGUUUACUCUCCAGCUCCAACACAGUUGUGCAGUAGACUAUGUAUAUAUGUAUAUGCAGUAUGUAUGGCACGGCCAAGAGUAAAAUCAGGGACCAAGCUGUCGUCCUGAAGGAUGUGAUUCACGUUCUCGCACGGUUCUGGUCUCCAAGGCUGAAGCUAACCUAGGGAAAUAAACAGUUCCUGGGAACAUUCCUGAUCUGGAAUGCUGUCAUCCACAUUUCAUUAAUCAUUGUUAGCAUGUUCCCUGGCAAGGCUUUAACAUGGAGCAACCAGCGUUGCCCCAUGCAAUGUCUGGAAGAAAAACAGAGGAGAUAGCACAAUGGAAGGACUCACAACAGGCACUGUUGUUGUUUGCCUCUUGGCCUCCAUGCUGGACAUGGUCCUGGAUACAGUCCUGGACACGUUUAGUAUAGUGAUAUGGUUGUAGCUUCAUUUCUACUCUGUACUGCUGGAUACAGGACUCCUUUAUUGCUGUUUUCUGCCUUGCCGUACCCAAGCACUGCUUUCCACGCUGCAGUCGUGUUGCUUCCAUGUGUUGGCCAUCCAGGGUGACCCCACCAUCCUCAGUCUCCCAUCUAUGCCUCUGAGGAAAUGCCAGCCAUGACAGUCCUACACCUCACACAUCUGCAUCAGCCAUACCUGAGGCCAGGAUGGUAACUUCCCAACUAUCUGCCUCAAUGGGCCACCAGCAACCCUCUAAAUGCCAAGCAGGCCAUUAUGCACCCUUAUCCAUCAUCACACUUCUCCAUCAAACAACUCCUGCCAGUGGUGGACCACAUCCUGUGGCCUUGCAGGUCAUCUUUCUGCUGUCAGUGAGGAGAUUUGGAUCCCUGGACCAGGUGACAUCUUUUCAGCUCUGUGUCAGAGAGAUGUUCACGCCAUCAGUCCUUGGAAGUGAGGGGAUGAAGUGAGUCAGGCACAUUUCUUUGUUUAAAUAGUAAAGAAUGAAGUAAAAAAUGAACCUUGAUAAUCAUACUGAAGAGUAACACAAUUGUUUUCCUCUUCUUUUUACAAGGGCCUGUGGAGGCAGGACAAGGGGAAUGGCUUUAACCUGCCAGAGGGGUGACUGAGCUGAGCUCUUAGGCAGAAGCUCUUCCCUGUGAGGGUGCUGAGGCGCUGGCACAGGGUGCCCAGAGAAGCUGUGGCUGCCCCAUCCCUGGCAGUGUUCAAGGCCAGGUUGGACACAGGGGCUUGGAGCACCCUGCUCUAGUGGAAGGUGUCCCUGCCCAUGGCAGGGGUUGGAGGUGGGUGAUCAUAAGGUCCUUUCCAACCCAAACCAUUCCAUGAUUCUAUGAUUCUUCCUCAAAAAGCAGUCAAAUCUGCUUAAAGCCAAACUGCUUUAUCAGCACAAUCUUUGCCAGGUUGCUCCUGGCCACUGAGCCUUGGCUUCCCAGGCUGAUUCCCAAAGUGUCACCCCUACAGGAGGACACCACACAUUGAAUCACUCCGGGCAAUCCUUAUUCUCUGGAAUAGAUCUAUCUCUUCAUUCCCUGCCUUGUGACUUCUGGGAGCACUGACACACCUUCUCUGGCAUCCCCAGUGACAUGCAGUGCCUGGGUCUGGCAGGAUUUCAUCUCUUGGGCAAGAGAUGUGGCUUAUCCUCUCCACACCCUGAAGUUAUAUGUCUGUUGGAGAGGAAUGGCGAGUGCUCGUGGGGUUAUCAGGGCUGACUUCAUCGUCCGGUUGAUCCUGCUCUAUGUCACCUGUAUUGGGAGACCUAUUCUGGUGUCAGAAACCUCAAAAAUAGCUGCAAAUCAGUCAAAAAAGCUCACUUAAAUAACCUCCCCCCUUCUUUUUAUCUUGAAAAGCAAGAUGCUUUGGGUUUCGGUGUCCCUUUGAACUUCCUCUCUCUGUCUAUGGCAUCGUUGUGAUGUGUAAUGAUGAGUCCCAUCACAUGCUUUAGAUGUCUUUUAUGAGCAUGACCUCUGCUUCAGGGUUGCUUACUCAUCUGACUGAUCUCCUGCCUAAAAACUAAUGUUGUCCCCGAGUCAUUUUAGCCCUUCCCUCAUCCAUCUAAUCUUUCUUCCACAUGUUUUCCUAGCCUCUGCCUCUUCUUCUGCUUCUCCAUCUUCUAAACCCCAAGCAGUGUAGCUAUAGUUGGGUCUCUGUUCUCUUCCAGCAGACCAAGUCUUACAGGGUGGAGAAGGAAGGGGCAAGCAGAGAGUUGAUUGCCCAAGUGGCUUUAUUCAAAGGAGCUGAUCCUACUUCAUCCUCUCCACUCCUUGGUGGCUUGUUGAGUGGUGACUCAUGGAGAUGUCUGCUGAUACCCAGCACUAAACCUCCUCCUAACUCUUUCCUUGGAAGUAGAAGCAGGACAGGCACUUAAACAGGGGCCCCAGAAGGGCUGAAAUUACCAGCUCCAGCUCCACCUAAACUAUAAGCAUGCAGAGAAAUCACACAGGCUUAGAACAUUAUAUCUGAUUGGACUUGGAAUCGGAUGCUCCAUGCAGAAAGGCAUUUCUAUCCUUUUCUCAGAUACAGUGAAGAAAAGCUGUUGCAAAGCCAGAAACCAACCUCCAGUGUCCCAGCCUCUGCAUUUGAACACUAAAGCCAUUGCCUUCUUGCAGCAGCACCUCUGAAAACCAGGACAUGGAGCAUUUAGGACUUUGUAGGUAACCAGCAGCUUUUAUAGGCUAUCAGGAAUUUCUGAGGCAUUUCCUGUUUAUCUUGCCAGCCAUGAAUAUAUGAGAUCUAACCCGACUGUAGAUAUUGGGACUUCUCCAGGUCUAACCCUGGAGAAACACUUGGCAAUAAUCCACAUAGAUGAAGCCACUAAUUUACUCGGUACCAUUUUGCUUUGAGUAGCUUCCUUCACCGAACUACCUGGCCACAGAUGCGAUGAUCAGAUUGGAGCUGAACAGUACAAAAACCCCACUCAGACAUCAGGAGCACUGCUAGCCUGACCAUAGGUAAAUUAAAGUAUUAAAAGCAAUAAAUGGAAUGAAUCGCUUUAGUGCUUUCACUCCUCUUUGGACCGAUCAGAACAGCCUGAAGGCAAUACCAUGGUGAGAAAACAGCCCACGUGCAUUCCUGGCCUCUCAAUAAUGCGUGAUCCCUGCCCACUGUUUCCAAAUCAUUGUCUUCAUCAUCACUCUGUCCAAAGGCAGGGAAGAUAAAUAUCCUGUCCUCAGGUGAGGGUGCUUUUCCUGAGCUCUGGAGACUACUCAGAGAAGAUGAAGGCCUCUCUCCUUGCUGUGCUGGCUUUGAUCCUAUGUGCAGGUCAAGCAACUGGUCUGUAUUGCUACACCUGCGAGUGGGAGCAAAGCAACUGGAGGUGUCUGAAGGCCAAUAAGUGCUCAGACAAGGAUGAGUACUGUGUGACCAAUGUUGCCUCUGUAGGAGUUGGCUUUUUGUCUUUAUGGAAGAGGAUCACCAAGAAGUGCUCCGAGACCUGCCCACGCCACAACUUCCAGCUGGGCCUGGCUACCUACACCUCCUAUUGCUGCCAAUCCUUCUUGUGCAACCUGAGUGCGUGCCCAGGACCCAGGCUAGCUAAGGACUGAGGUGGUUUGGAGUCCCAUGCCGGUGUCCUUCUUCACCUGCUCAGUGGUGGUGGAAUGAAGCGGCUCCUGAAGGCUUGAAGUGCAUGGUCAGAUCCCCCCAGGAAGGUAUGGACAUUAAACACAUUGCAGAAUAGAUAAAGUAUUAUGGUCACCAACUCUUCCCUGUGUUGCUUCCCAACCUGUAGGUUCUCACUUGCUUCUCUUGCUUGAGCUCUGUUGCCCUGGCAGCUUGAUGGAGAAGUGACCAUGUUAUGUCCUGCAGGCUGGGGGAGAGAGAUGCUGCUUCUGCUUGUCCUGCAGAUCCCUAUAGGGGUUUCUCCUGCAAUCUUCCUUAUUUUGGGUGCAUUUGGGAGUCACACAGAGGGGUGGGCAAAAAUAACAACCCCUCUGCACCAGCUCUGAAGGGAAACUGCAAACUCACAGGGUUGCUGCUGGGGAAGAGGAAAAGGCUGUCCUGUAUAUAGAAACUUGAGCUUUUAC